This is a messenger RNA of Suillus subalutaceus, 694 nucleotides long. RefSeq lists its product as uncharacterized. The coding region runs from base 1 to 537 and encodes 178 amino acids. The record is from RefSeq and is a predicted model, not a curated record. NCBI's taxonomy places the organism in Eukaryota, Fungi, Basidiomycota, Agaricomycetes, Boletales, Suillaceae. The transcript has 4 exons.
AUGGUGAUGCUGUCCCUCCUCGCCGUCUUGUGUCUUUCGUUUUGCCCUAUCGAUGGCCUGUUCUGGAUUGGGGUCGCCCAUGAAGAUGUUAAAGAGAAUUGCUUCCGCGGAAGCAAAAUAUCUCGAGAUUCACAAGUGCCACACUGGGAUAGGCGCUCACCAGGAUACACGACAUCCUUUCCCUUCGUUCUCCCUUGUAAUGAGCCAGUCUUCGACGAGCAACAUGAGGUUGCCCAGCUACAGGACUUUUACUUGCUUCGCUUCCACCCUUACCCGAGGGUAAAGCCGAGCCAACGUGAGAGCCUGAUGAACACUGUAGAUGAUCGCCUCAGCAAUCAGUACGAUGUUGUUGAUGAAGACAACAGUGCUAGACCGGUGAUUCUUGACUUCUCUGAUGUCCAUGAGGAGCAGCAUCCUAAUGUUGAGAACCUGCAGGAAGCUGUCGAAGUUGCCGAGGCCGGCGUCAAACCUCGCGUCAGGCGCCUCAGCUUGACCACUUUGAUCAUUGUACGUUUGCUAGCCUUGCUUUGUCAUUGAUGGCGUCCAUUCUCUCACGCGUUACGCCGGCAGGACCUUGCAUUGCUAGUGGCCAGAAAGCUGGCUUUGAAAGCCAGGUAGUUGGCCUUCAAAACUAGGUAGUGGCCAUAGCAGCACAGACGCCAGUAUUCGAUAUUGAGAAAAACCAGGCGGCGAU